AUGGAAGGCGUAUCAGGAUCUUCAUCCCUCUACACACCGUCCAUAUGGACACAGAGUCAUCUCAGUCAUCCAUCUGAUGUGGAUCUGCCACAUCGGCCCCCUGUGUAUAUACGGCGUACAGACAUAAGUGCUUCUUUGCACGCCUAUGAACGACUUUUAGAGACGUCCAAAACGUUCACUUCAUGCAUGUCGGCAAUGUCGAAGGCAUCUGCAGAUAUGGCAGCUGCAUUAGAGGACUGCUCGUCGCUGAAAGGAGCACAUGCAUGUGGCGCUGCUUUUCAAGCUGCCUGUGGUCUACACUACCUGAAAUCUAAUUACGACCAAGUUUUAUGUGAUACGUUCUGGAAAGAGUUCUCGAUUCCGCUUCUGAGUCAUUUGGAUGUAUAUCGUCAGACCGUGCAGGACCGGCAGCUUGCGCAUGAAAAGACCAUGUCUGAACAAAGCCAAAUUCUCAAGGGUAUUGAAUUAAAGUACCAAAAACAAGACCGACAGCGACAUCGUGACUUGUCGAGUUUCCGUACAAUGCUUAGUGAACUCCAGCGCAAGGUAAAUGAUAUGGAAGAAAUCAAAGCUCAGCAUUAUACCGAGGUACUUGAGAAUGAGGAAUAUACUUGGAACCUGAUUGCACAAAAAGUCAUGCUCCUUGUCCGUGCACAGGUUGAUAUGGCUGAUCGCCUUUCAUCGAAGGCAGUGAAUGACCCUAUUCUUGAAUCGAUCAUGGCGACAAUUCCCGACCCCUUCCAGUCGUACGGACCACCGAAACGUGAAAACGAGCUGUUUUCUAUUCUGCAACCAAUGAUUUCCAAACGCUCUGCUUCAUCUCCAUCACCUACAUCUCCUAAUUUGCCUAGCACAUCAGAUGCGAGUCUGUCAAAGGCUGAUAUGUCUGUUUCUCCGACGAAUUUGUUGACCGAAAGGGCCUCGCGCCACAGCCAAUCGCUCUUUCCCGUUGAUGCUGCCUCUGAGUCUGCCGAAGCUGACACAACUCUGCGUGCCGACCCAGACCGCAGCAUGCCAGGUACGGGACAGGUAGACAAAGAUUCGACGUCUUUUUCGCCACAUGCGGAUCGCAAGCUACCUGCACGUCUCCUACAGUCCAGACCUUCAUUUCAUAUGCUCUUUGGUUACACACAUCCCGAAGAGCCCUCACCCCCAUCACCCCAGACUCAGUCGCCACAUAACCAUAACCAUGAUGUCUCAUCGUAA
This is a messenger RNA of Malassezia globosa CBS 7966, 1206 nucleotides long. RefSeq lists its product as uncharacterized. Lineage: Eukaryota; Fungi; Basidiomycota; Malasseziomycetes; Malasseziales; Malasseziaceae. Gene Ontology annotation, biological process: vacuole fusion, non-autophagic. The record is from RefSeq and is a predicted model, not a curated record. Gene Ontology annotation, molecular function: phospholipid binding. Gene Ontology annotation, cellular component: fungal-type vacuole membrane. The transcript has a single exon. The coding region runs from base 1 to 1206 and encodes 401 amino acids.